This is a messenger RNA of Pundamilia nyererei, 1811 nucleotides long. It is a transcript of the gene smim22, whose product is annotated as leucine rich repeat containing 2. Gene Ontology annotation, molecular function: protein binding. Bases 228 to 1043 code for a protein of 271 amino acids. Gene Ontology annotation, cellular component: cytoplasm. Lineage: Eukaryota; Metazoa; Chordata; Actinopteri; Cichliformes; Cichlidae. The transcript is spliced from 8 exons. The record is from RefSeq and is a predicted model, not a curated record.
UGCUCACACUUGGUUAACAUUUCUGUGUGCGCAGGAUCGACCAGGAGUGGCAGUAUCGCAUCUACUGUAAGACCCUGAAGACCUCCGAGCUCAACCUGCUGCAUCAUUACCUGGAGAGGUCGACCUUGACAGACAUUCAGCUGUGCACGGAGUCAGACCAGCAGCAGUGUCAGGAAGUCCAGCAGGAUGAGGUCAAACUGAGCUUCCAGCUGGAGGGAGAACGCUGGAUGGAUUUUCCCCGUGAGCUGCAGUGGAUGACCUACCUGAAAGAGUGGCAUGUGAGGAGAACGAGGAUCUGCCAACUGCCUGACUACCUGGCUCUGUUUACCCAGCUCACCGUUCUGGACAUCCCCAAAAACGCCAUCACUGAGCUGCCGCCCGAGAUUGGUAAACUGACAGUGCUGAGGGAGCUGUACGUCAGCUACAACCGACUGUCCCGAGUUCCUCCGGAGCUUGGGAACUGUGAGAAACUGGAGAGACUCGAGCUCGCGGGAAACCACAACCUGUCUGAGCUGCCGUUUGAGCUGAGCAGCCUGAAGCAGCUGGUCCACCUGGACAUCGCGGAGAACAGGUUUGUCUCGAUCCCCAUCUGCGCUUUGAGGAUGACGAGCCUGCAGCUGCUGGACCUCAGCAACAACUGCAUGACCGACCUGCCGCAGGACAUGGACAGGCUGGAGCAGCUCGUCACCCUCUUCAUCCACAAGAACAACUUCAAUUACCUCCCUCACUGUCUCGCCAACAUCACCACGCUGGCGACAAUCGUUGUCAGCGGUGACGAACUCACCUGCAUCCCAACUAAACUCUGCAACAACCCCAAAAUCAAGUUCAUUCGCCUCUACGACAACCCUGCGAGCAAAGAAAAGAAGAAGAAAGAGGAGAAGAAGAAAGAGGGUGUGAGAAGGAGGUGGAGGGAGCAGAGGGAGACAGAGGAGGUGAAGGAUAGUGGAGAGAAAGAGUUCAUUGAAGCGUACAUCAGCUCACUGAAGGACAGAGACACCGUCCCCUACGCCACCACCAAAGUCUCCAUUUCCUGCCUGCUUUGAGGAAGAGGAGGAGGAAGCCAGUGAAGGUUGAGAGGAUGAUGACUGAAGGAUGACAGCACUGAGGAAUUUCAAAAGAGGAUGCUAACAGAGGUUAACAUGGGAGGUGACGUGAAAAUGUGUUUUUAAUCUUUCAUACUAGCUCGAAAUUAUAAGAUAACAUAUUAAAGUUUAGUCCUUUAUUAAUAUUCUUUUUAAACUAAUUAUUGUUAAAUCGUUGAAUCUGGGAAAAAUAAAAUCAGCAGGACGUUCACGUAAACACUGAAUGCAUUAAUCUCAGGUCAUUGUAAUUUAUUUCAAACUGCAUUAUUAAAAUUAAUAAUUAAGUAUUGCAUGUAGGAUGCGCGUCAACUUUCAUACAUUUACAUUAAAUAUUGAUGAAGAUAAAAUCAAUUCCAAUUCCUGUUAAUCGAUCACUGAACUGUUUUAUUUAUGAAUCUUUUUUUCUUUUAGUUUUGAAUAUGUCGAUUGUCUAAAUCUCUUCAUUUCAAAAUCGAAUUCACAGUUGAAAUCAUUAAAAACAGACUGAAGCCGAUUUCUUUGGGAUCCUGAGCAGAUUUGAUUUUUAUGCACUUUUACAUUUCUCACAUUUAUCAGCUGAUGUUUUCUGUGUAAAUGUAGUUUUUUGUUCAAAGUGUGAAAGUUGUGACCAAAUAGAGAUUUUCUGUUUAUCAGGUUUGAUUUCUAUGAUUUCUUUUAGUGUAUUUUUCUGUGGUUGUCAUAGUUACAAACUUAGCAGCUUUGAUUUGUGCAUUAAAAUAUAGAAAAGUU